Suillus discolor is the source of this 2244-nucleotide messenger RNA. RefSeq lists its product as uncharacterized. Lineage: Eukaryota; Fungi; Basidiomycota; Agaricomycetes; Boletales; Suillaceae. The coding region runs from base 1 to 2244 and encodes 747 amino acids. The transcript has 10 exons. The record is from RefSeq and is a predicted model, not a curated record.
AUGGUGAUCUGGCUCGGACAUGGAGGAAAUGCAUGCCCAUGGGAUGAUGAUGUAGGGGAGUCAGCUCUGUUCACUACAGGGGAAGGAGAUUCCGACGAUACGGAUGCCGAGAGCAUAUUGAAUGAACCAAAUGCCGAGCAGAGCACAAAGGAGGCCCAUGACCUACCGACCGGCGUGCCAUUCAUUAAGAGCAACAAGGCCAUGACAACAAUAGUCGACAAAUCCGGAGUACAUACCCACAUCAUCAAGUAUUGCACAUGUCCAGAGGCUGACACCACCGAUAUACAGUUGUUUAACAUGGGUUUGUUUCCAGCGUCAUUCAUAGAACCAAAGACAGCAUUUACCUUUGAUGUCUUGAACGACUUCUUACUCGACAACCUGGAGUGCGGGACUUCGGCAAUGAAUUAUUACAGCAAGUUAAAGAGGAUGACCACAAGCAUCUUUCCUCACUUGGUGCUGGACCGUUACCGGGAGCUCAUGAGGGUGGCAAGACAAUGGCGGAAGUUGAAGCUCCUGAAGUGGAAUGGCUUCGGCCAUGAGGACAAGGAAGCAGGCACCACCGAGGACAUCGAUGCUAACAAUGGAUCUGGUCGAGAGACUCCAAGUUGGUUAUACACAAGAUCGCUUGUCAUGGACGGAAACUUCAAAGCUGAGCAUCUUCAUGCCACAAAUCCCGCCGAUGAAGUGUCUCUCAUGGAUGGUCGUGGCUUCAUGGUUGGCGAUGCCUUGUACAAGGAGCAUUUGGCCAUUGCCAAGGAUGCCGUGCAACAACCACCACGUGAUUUUCAGAAGGGAGAAAGACAGAUGAAUAUGGAUUAUGCGCUGUGUGAGGCGUUGAAACUCAACGCCGAGGGCAUCUGCCGUGUAUUGACCUUCUAUGAUGUGAACUGUCAGUAUCAUAAGCACCUCCAGGACCGCAUCGCCGACAGUCCAUUGCUGAAGAUGCAUGACGAGCUGGAAAUCACCCCAGCAUCGGACUAUGGCAUGUCCAUGGCCAUCAAGACAGCUGCUAUGUCAGAUAUGCUUCCAAUUUCAUACAAGGCGCAGCCAGGAUUGACAAAUGACAGAGACCGUACAGGCAAAUCGCUUUGCCGAAAAUACAAGGAAGCUAUGAAAGGGGUCGCCGACAGCAACAUGGCAUUUGAGCAGCUUGAUGAGACCGCUGAUGCCGAUAAAGUCAAAGAUUGGGAGGCCCAAGAGAGGUUGGCACAUGAACAGCAGCGCCAUGAUCCAACAGCAAUGGACAUUUAUGAAGUUCAACUGCGCAAAGCGCCGACAAGAAAACAGCAAGAGGUAAGGUUGUUAAUGGUGCAAGGCCGGCGGCCUGGCGAGGUGCGCUGGAGAGGUGCGGCAACAUGGCUGGCAGAGGGCCUUGCUAUCGAGGAAGCCCAGGUCACGCUGCAGAUGGAUGAAUUAGGCAACAAUGACAUGCAGAUCAUGCAACCAGAUCUGUUAAUACUUCAAGAAGACACUGAAGAAGAUAUGGACGCCGAGCUUAGAGCGUUUGAGCCGGAAAAGGGGGUGAUUCCUUUGCCUUCCAAUUUGGGGCUAGAGAAAUGUGUGGCCCUCGGCAUUGCUGAUAUCGCCGAUCAGGAACUCACGCUCCGGCAAGGUCAGGUGAAUGAUGCCCUGCACCACAUCAGGGUGCAUUUGGCUGACAAGGUGGUCAUUUUCCGGAAGACUGUCAGAGUAGCAAAAUCACAAGCAUUGUCUACCAGAGCUUGGGCUCAAGUUCAUUCAGUGGACAGGGUGGUCAGCAUCAAUGCAAGUAUCUAUUCAAAAUGCCGAUCACAAUUAUGCAGACUCGGCGCAGACGAUGCACUGCUCAAGAGAUACCAACCGUUGACAAGGGAGCAUCUCAAGGUCAGUACUGCCGUCACCGAUCCAAAUUCAAGAGGGCAGAGGAACAAUGUGUUAGCUUGGUUUUGGUCAUUGGAUGUCGAAGGGGACUCCAAUAGCAGUGACUGGCUGAAUGAGUUUUACCGUGUUCACUGGCUUCAUGCCAAGGCUAUGAGAGACCGAUGGGCAGAAGAGUUGUUGCUUGUUCAGCAUGAAAUGGAUUGGACAUGUAACUUUUUGCUUCAGAAGGCCGAUGAAUGGAUCUGUCUCGGUGCCAUCUCAAAGCUAGCCCAGAAGCAUGGUCAUGUGGCGUACUCGGAGAGGCGGUGCAAAAUUUAUCAAUGUCUGUUCAGAGAGGCGAGAGAUUCAUUCAACCAGGCGAAGGCUGCAUGGCCGCCGGUGUAA